AUGACGGAUGUGGCUAGUCCGGUUGCUACGUCUUCAUCUCAGCAGCAGCAGCACAACAGUCCCAACAAAAAUCUGACCCCAACCGGUGGUAUUAAUGGCCCGCGGACCGUUUCCUUCAAUCAGGACGUGCAUGUCAAAAGAAUUGGAUCUCGUUCGGAGCCACGAACUUUUCCAACCAAUUCAAACGUUCGCAAGGAACCACCGAAUCUCUCUGCUGAGGCCCUCCGCAGGGAGGCUGAGUUCGUGCUCGCCCAAGCGGAUCGUAUCGAUCGAGAUCGAUCUCGAAGUAACGGUACUGCGGGAAAACACGGCCGAUUUAAUUCACUUCCUUCACGGAAGUCACGCGGAAAAGUUACUUUGACGCGUAGCUCGAGUGACGCUUCGUCGAAAAAACCUCAGAAAAACCUCUUCAGUCUGUUUAACGGCAAAAGUAAAGCAGACACUGCCGAGGUAAAACCACGUGUGACCGUAACCCGAAGCAAGAGUGAUGUUGGACAAACACGUCCGGUAAAGUUUCGUAGAUCGCCUCGACGAAACACACAGGAGUUGAAGCAUGAUCCACUAACACCGAUCAUUGAAGCUUCCCCCGUGGAAUACACGAACAGUGUUGAUCCUCUGACGGCAUUGAACCGCCAGAAUACGAGCAUCAGUAAGACAGAACCUACCAUUGGUCCAAUCCGACAACCGUCGAAGCCCGUAAUGGAAACGAUUGCUCUGCUGCGCCAAAACUCCAAAUCCCAGGAAAGAUUGCACAGUUCCCAGUUACCACCGGAGAAACCGAGCCUCACCAAAGGAGUUACCGUAGAGAAUAUCGUCAAGCGGUUAUCCAGUGAACGACAUACCUCUCCACCUCCACCGCAAAUAGUCCGCGACGGCUUCUCCUACAUUCGGCCAGGUGAGCCCAUCGUUUACGCUCAGGUUGUUUGCAGUAACGAGGGCAAGGAUAAACACACCGUCCGUAGCCAGUAUCUAGCCAAUACCGUUAGUGACGAAAACACCAGGAAAUCUAGUCCGUGCGAUCACGAGGAAAUCAUAAUGCCCACCAAGGAUUACCUCACCAUGAAGCGUCCGAGUCCGCCGCUGCCGAAAUAUACCUUAGACGAGACAGACAACUUCCCUCGUACCAAAUUUCAGCCGUACAUCAACAGUGACGAAGAUGAAGGGCUCGGAAUCGACUACAGUAAACGCUUUUCGACCACAUAUUUCAAAGCCACGACUACCGACUCGAUCACCAAUUCAGACGAGGACCACAUCACACCAACCGUCAAGUACACGGCUCCCGAUCGUCCCUAUUACAGCCACAGCUACAGCGCCACCUAUCGAGGACAGGCAGAUGGGAAAGAGUAUUUGCCAGAAUUUCACGAACUCAGCCAGCGAAGAGAAAUUCUGGAAUCGAGAAUUCGCAACAGGAUCGGAUCCAGGGAGCUACUAAAUACGCGAUCUCCCGAGCGAACAUUCGCUGCAGACCCCGCCGCUUCCCGAUAUGAGAGUUACCAUAGCACUGCGCUGCGAAGAAGCGUCGAUCGAGUGGCCAGCGAUUCACCGGUGCGAAGACGAACCGUUUCUCCUACACCAGUUCCAGUCGAAGAAGAUCUAAUCGAGCGAAAGAACGCCAAGAAUGGGUACGUGGAAUCUUUCGUAACCAAGACGGUAAUCAACCGGGAUGGGAAGCCGUUCACCGAGGAGUACGUCGAGCGGUUUAAAUAUCCCGCCCAAAAUGUGGAGGAUGUGCGCACGACGAGAACCACCUUCGAUCGGGAGGGUUCCGUGGAGCGAAAAGAAGUGCAGAACUUUACCCGCCAUCUGCAUGACAGUGGAUACGGCAGACAGUUGAUGGAUAAAGGUGACUCAGGAAUUGAGAACGAUUUCCGGAAGGAUUCUUUCAACAGUGAGUUUGUGAUCGGAAGGAAGUACACGUUGAAUCAGAAUAUUUUGGCAUGUGAAAGUUUCCUCAGAAAUGAGCGCGUACACACGAACAACUGCAUUCGGAAACCUAGGAAGACUUAUUCAUACCGAGAGCGUAGCAUAGAUGAUGGCAGCCGCUUUGAUCCACGGUUAGAUGACUACUUGGUGGAUCCACCGAAGGUUUUGAAGUCAUCGUUGAAACAGGAGAAGAAAUCUGGAGGUCUAGCGAAGGUAAAGGAAUUUAUGAGUUCAACCAAGAAGAAACUAAUGGGUGACUCAGAAAAGAAAUCCUCUCGGCAGAGCAGCAUGCGUAGCAACGAGAUUCGAUACGAGGAUCACUCGAGGGUUCCCGAUAUCGCCAACCGCCGCCGACUGUCGACGCCCAAGUCAAGCCCGUCGACGACGAAACGAUCCCUUUCCUUCAAGGGAACCAAAAGUAGCGAAGCAACCAAAUCAACCCGAUCGGAUUGGUUUAAAUCGUUCGAUAGACUGUCCAGAAAGAAGUCAGAAUCCAAGUCGCAACUCGGCAGUGAGUCAAAGUCUACCAGUGGAGUAAAGCAACAGAAAAGUCUUCGAUUCUUCGGGGACACCGACAGUGAAUACGUUGACAGUGUGCCACGCAAAGCUAAUCGCUCUAAGUCUUCACUUUCGAAGGACAAACGUUAUCAAAGUGCUUACGAUUUGGAAGCGACACCAAAAAUUCGAGAGAAUCGAAAUCGAUCAACGUCGAUGCUAAAUUUGGACGAAGGCGACCGUCGAGCUGAUUAUAAGCGAAAAGAUCUCUACGACAUUUCCGAGCAUUCGACGAGCUACCGGAUGCGAUCUCCGUCCCCGUCCUAUCCACCGAAGAGACAUCACGGUAGUCCGGAUCGGUCAACCGGUCGCAAGAGUUACAGUCGCUCGCGUGAGACAAGUGUUGAUCAUCGGGAUCACCGAUCCAGCCGUAGUCGCAACGAACAGCACGGAAACAAACCACCGGCAGGACCGACCAAACCGGCGAGGUCGUUUGAAAGAAGAGGGAGUUUGACCAGGGAGUUCGAUCGCGUUCAUGACAGUUCUGGCACCGAGGGUGAAUCUAGUCAACAAAGCCAGCGCAGUGUCGUCUUUCUGCACGCGACAACAGUUGGUGACAUUCCACAUCCUCACAUCGCAAACGCUCACCGAAUGGCUUACUCCCGCGAGUCGCUCAACAGUUCGAAGAAGGUCCAGCCGAUGUCACGAACCGUGUCUCGCUCCAUCUCGGUGCUGGCACCGUGGAAACCGAAGCACAUCCGCGAAGGCUACGAAAUCAACUACCACAACGAGCACCAACAGCAGCCGGCUGCGAAACCGAUCUCAACGCUACCGCGACCGCUGAAGAACCGCUCGCAGAGCCAAUCCACGCUGAACCGAAGCAAGCAGAAAGGUCGCCGUAGUCACGCCGGAUCCAAGGAUGAUUUGGACUCGGACAAGAGUUCAUCGUUCGACAACUCACGGCUAUCCUACAGUGGUAAUGCUCGGUCGGCAAGCGGUACGGCAGGUCAUCAAACGCACUCGUUACCACGACGACCACGGGACGGAUCAAGCUCAACAGCGGCUCCGCACUCCGGUGGCUCGAGAACUAACAGCAUGCAGAAACAUCGACGAAUCUAACUACAACGCUCCGAGGCAGUCAGCCGGAAGUGGAGCGAAUAAUCCCAGGAAUAACUAUGUAACCAUGUUUAGAGACUUCAAUUGAUGAUUGUUCUAUUUAUUUUGUGCCUGCAACACGAUAAAAUUUAUGCGAUCCACGUCUGUAUAUCGAUCGUUCGAGAAGAUGUCACAUUGUGUUUAAGAUGAAACGGGAAAUUUUUAUAGACAGCUAACAACACUCAAAUUGUGCGAAGGAUUUUAAUAGCGAAACCAGUAAAUGCACUAAUCCGUAAUCACAACC
Molecule: messenger RNA, 3817 nt
Organism: Sabethes cyaneus
Lineage: Eukaryota; Metazoa; Arthropoda; Insecta; Diptera; Culicidae
Gene: blo
Exons: 9
Coding region: 1-3537 (1178 amino acids)
Source: RefSeq, a predicted model, not a curated record